This is a messenger RNA of Grus americana (Whooping crane), 2713 nucleotides long. RefSeq names its product centrosomal protein 15 (gene CEP15). The record is from RefSeq and is a predicted model, not a curated record. The coding region runs from base 370 to 765 and encodes 131 amino acids. The transcript has 5 exons. Lineage: Eukaryota; Metazoa; Chordata; Aves; Gruiformes; Gruidae.
GUGCCCCUUCGUGCGCGCGCCGCCGGCGGUCGUGUGGGCUUCCCUGUGGCCACUGCACUCCCGCCUUUUCCAGGGGUUCGGCCUGAGGGGGAGCGCCCUGCUCUGCUGCCUCCUGCCGCCUCUGGGCCGAGGUGCCUCCCGAGGGCUUCUGACGAGACAGGGGGGUGAGCGUGGGGCUGCUGGAGGGGGGGGCCUGCCUGCAGCGGCCCAGCCUGCGGCGGCCCAGCCCACCUUGCCUCACGCCUUGGCAGCCGCCCGUGAAGCGAUUGCCCCGUGGUGCUAACGCUGGGUGCUUGAUUAUUGCUGCCGUUUGUAAGCUAGGCUCCCCUAAAGAAAAGAGAGUGACAAAACUGGGGCAAACAACUGAAAAUGUCGUCCUAUUUGGCUCAGGAGGUUCACCUUGCUAGAAGACAUGAAGAGAUACUGUCUCAGAGAUCAGAGCUGCUACAGCAGAUGGAGACUUAUCUAGGAGACAAAAAGACUAAAAAGACAUGGCAAACUCAAGCAGCUGAUGCAGCUCAUAAAAGGAAUGCAGCACUUUUAAAUGAUAUAGAAGCAGCAGGAAAAAAGCUGCAAGAAAGAGUGUAUUUACUUCCACAUCCUGAUACUGUUAAGUUAGAAACUCUCUAUUGGGCAUCAAUAAAAGAAUCUCUUCCUAAGUGGGAACAGUUUCUUCUAGGAAGAGCAGAAGUUCCUAUUGGUUUUAAGAAAACGAAAACUACAAAAAAGAACAUAAGCUACCCAGAUGAUGAUGCACAAAAAUAAACACUCUAGUUUAAUUUUGUUUUGUAAUUUAUGGCUUAAGCAGACAAGAACAUCCAGAUCAGGCAACAGAAUAUCAUGCCAUUAAAACGUAAUGUAAAUAAUUUGAAUGAAAAUUAACUAUAUUGGAUAAUUUGCUUCCAUUGUUGUAUUGUGUACGAUUCUAUAUUUUUAUUCUGUAGUAGAGAAGCAAUCCUCAAAGGGGCUUUUAGGAUCAAAAGUGAGAAACACUGGUAUAUAGAAACCUACUGAGGCAAUUGCUUUUUCAGUAUGAGAAGAGUUUUAUGUUAUUUUUAAUUCUCUGCUUCUACAUAUAAGUGCAUUAAGUAAAGACAGAUUCAUACAUUAUCUUUCUUCACUGCAGUCAUCUGUGAGGUAUGUCUCUUUGUGGAUGAGGAGAAAGGAGGAAUUUACUGUUAACAGGAAAGGCAAGCUGUUUGCAUCAGAGUAACCUUGGUUUAGCACCAGGAAUCUGUAAAAACCUUCAUGAGGGCAGUUGGAACACCUUGAAUUUCUGCAUCUUGCUUUCCCUGAUUUUUGUCAUUGCCACUUUCAUUGCUUCUGCACCUCACCCCAGUAACCACUCCUGCUUUUUCCAACCUCCUGCUGCCUACUUUGCAUUUCCUGUCUGAUGGGUGAGUAAAGACAAGAAAACCUAAACAAAUCUCUAGGGUUCUUUUGCUACUUCUAGGCUGCUCUUAAUGCUGUUUUCUUUAUGUUGAUGUAAUCUACAAGUGAGAACUUUUGCUUAGGCGUGAAAAGUUUGAAAGAAGCAAACUGAGAGGUAGCUGGCAGUGGCUGUCCAAGAACCAAGCAUAUAUAGAAGUUGAGGAGAUAAUAUUUUCAUUUUCAGCCAUUGAACAGCUCCUUAGCUUCUUCCUACAGAGGUGCAGCAUCAGUGAGCUUUGAUUGUACGUUGGGCUAACUCGGUAUGGAAAUUUCACUGCUUUGUGCGGUGCUUUUUAAAGUAUCAGUUCAGUGGAAGAUCCUUCCAGGUGUGUGACUCAGCCUGCAGAAAUUUCAUCCUUCCUAAGCAAAGGAAGCCUAAGGGGAAUUUUUUUUUUUUAAAUUAAAUUAAGAACCUGGACCUGAGUCAAUAUAUUGUUAAAAUUUGAUCUCAUAUUCAACAACAUACUUCCACCUCCAACCUGGAAGUAGGAGCAAAAAAAAAUUACCUCUGCCAGUGUUUGAGGAUAUGACAAUGUAAUUAUUACAAAUUUUGCUAGGCUGCUAGUGAACUGAUCUAUGCAUCUCCAUGCUACAUAGAGAUACACAUUUUUUUAAUAGUAGGGAUGUUUUAAUGACUUUUCUUGAAACUGAGGUGCUUUUUAGCAACAUUUCUCGUAGAUGUCCUGACUGCUUUGGACCUGUACACUAUAAGCAAGCUUGUGUUCAUUUAAAGCUGGGGUUAAUUAAACAUAGUUAAGUCAUUCACUGAUUAGCUGUUGGUGGGGAGUUUAUGGUCCAGUCAGAACUAGAGAAUUAACUUCUAGCUGCAAAAUAGAGGAAGUCUGGGUAGUCUUUAAGGACCAACAUCUGCAGACACUGUUCUCCGUGAAAUUAGUCACAAUUUUGUCUGAAUUUAGAUUAGCUGAAGAAUCACUGACACAAUAAAAUCAAAACUUCAGCUGCAAUAUAAAAUUGUUGUAUGUUUUCAACAGGAAUAUUAAGAGUUCAUUUAAAACUUUUUCUAUUGAAGUGUCCAUUAAACUGAUAAGUUUUUACAGAAACUGCCAUCUUAGAAAUAUCCUGUUGAGUGGGUGUUGGUGUUUGUAACAAUAACGUUGUUUUCAUAAUAUGUGAUGGCAGAUUAGCACGCUUCUCUGCAGUGUUGUUAACAGUUGUAAUUAAGGAAUAAACAGUAAAGGGUGUCAGUCCGAUGACAAUUUCAUCUAUAGUGUCACAAUACAAAAUGUCACAAAAUAUUAGAACUGUUAUAUAACUACAAAAA